Messenger RNA from [Candida] anglica, 3010 nucleotides. NCBI's taxonomy places the organism in Eukaryota, Fungi, Ascomycota, Pichiomycetes, Serinales, Debaryomycetaceae. The record is from the annotation of a GenBank genome assembly.
UGACUGGUUUGAGGUCAUAUAUUAAUUGCAUGGGCAGACCGUAGAGUGUAUAGAUAGCGUGAGCUGAUAGGUCGACCCCCUCAUAGAUAAGCAUAAUAAUUGUACACUAGAAACCCCCCUAUAUCGACCGACAACACAUAUUACAAACCGUGGGCUCCAUCUCCUAUGGAUUACGAGAAAUCUCCAAAUCUCCGUUGGGACUCUCAAAAAAAGUGAAACAAUUGAUUCUCUUGGCGUUUGGAGUUUUCAACCUUAUUUUCAUUUCGUGCGUUGUGGUACGAUAUGAUUCGCUGUAUUCGUCAGUUUGGCACAUGGCCACCGGUUAUGGAGGUCUGGCUAACAGCCUCGCCGCCAAGGAAAGAGUAGCCUUGGAACAAUCAUAUUACAACCAAGAAUCGGUUCUUCAUGACCUCCCACUUGGGGCCUCAUAUGAGGAACUUAGCACCAAGCAAAAAAUCUUGCAUACCUUGAAUGAGGUGACAUUGGACGCGGAAACUUAUCCGUUGGCCCACACAGAGUUGACUGAUUUUGAAAUCCGGAUCAACCCACGAGAAUUCACCCGUGAAGCAUGCAAGAACAAACCAACAUUGUUUUAUGAUCCACGGUUCACCCUUUCCGUAUAUCUUAACGAAAUCAAGAGACAAUAUUUAAAGAAAAAUCCAAAGAAUUUGUAUGAAAAAGUUGAUGAAAUUGAAGUUCCAUUUUCAUGGCAAGAUUGGAUUGAUCUUACUGAUCUUAAUCCAUUGAUUUCAGGGACGGCCAAGAUUAAUUGUGAGUACUUGCGUAAACGUGCCGAUCGUGCCCCUGAAAAUGCCGAUUAUUGUGUUGAUUCCAAGGACGUUACCGAAUAUGAAUUGAAAGAAAUGAGAUUACCUCUGAAAAGUUUCCUUCCUGGAUUUGUUAUUAAAAAGCCACCAGGAAAUUUGGCCACCAAUGAAGUAAGAAUGAUUGAAGGUAAGACUCAUUUGCUUACGUAUGCACCUGUACCACUCAACAUUAUGUUUCUCACAAAACGUGGGGUUUAUGAAGCUAGAGUUGCCCCAGAAAAGCAAAGAUUGGUGGAUUCCGACUUGUUUGAAAAUUAUUUGGAACUGGUUGGAUAUCGUGGACAUGAAGAAUUGAUUGUUUUAAACCCAGUGGCGGAAUUUUAUGAUUUGAUUGCUAAAGUCGAACCAGAUACCACUCUGGCUGAGGAUGUGUUUGGAAUGACAGAAUUAAUGAUGCUGGCCAAUGUCAGUAAUCUGAGAGAAAUCCACGUUCCCAAAGAGGCAUUUGACUAUAGACAAGAUAAAAUCGAUAAGCAAUUAAGAGAAAGAAAGGAAGAAAAGGCAAGAUUUGCUGAAUUGAAUAGAAAAGAAGGUAAUAGUAAAAUUUUAUCAAAUUUGAAAAGAGAAGAUGAUGACGAAGUUUCAACCUCUCAAAUUGAAGUUAGAGCUGCAAGUUCUGAUGUUUCCAAAAUUGGAGGUGCUUCAAAUUACCCACCUGGAGGAAUCCCGGGAGAAUCGCGUCAAAAGACUCUUUAUUAUGCCUCGCUUGAAUAUGCCAAUCAAUUCACUCUUCAAGAAGAACCAACUUAUUAUCAUAUGGCACGUCUUAAGUAUGACGAAACCAACAAGGUUGAUGCCGGAUGGCAUUAUGAAUGGAGAUUCUUCAAUGGAGCUCUUCGAUACCUCAAGAAGGGUUGGACUGAAGAUGAACUUCUUGUCAGAAAAAAAAUCGUUUUGGAUAGAAUCUUGAGAAAUUGGUUUAGAUUUGCCACUGAACGUGGUAUUUUAUCAUGGAUCGCUCAUGGACCUUUACUUGCAUGGUAUUGGGAUGGACUCUUAUUCCCAUUUGAUGAAGAUAUUGACAUUCAAUUGCCUGCCAAUGAAAUUGUCCGUUUCUCCAAACUCUACAACCAAACAUUGGUGGUGGAAGAUGUUGGUGAAGGAUUUGGUAAAUUUUUCAUUGAUUGUUCAACUUUUGUUCACCAUCGUGGUAAAUCAUACAAGGCCAACCAUAUCGAUGCCAGAUUUAUCGAUGCCGAUACCGGAUCAUAUAUCGAUAUUACCGGGUUGGGAGUCUCUUCUGAACCAGUUCCUCACAAGUAUAAGGAUGAAGUUGCCCUUACUGACGAGAAGAAGGUUGCUCGUGAGGUUUAUAACUGUAGAAAUGUCCAUUUUACCUCACACACCGAGUUAUCUCCAUUGAGAUUGACAGGGCUUGCAGGAACUCCACUCUAUGUCCCUAACCGAAUCCAACGGAUCUUGAAAGACGAAUACAGUCGUGGGAUGACAUGGUACGAAUAUUAUAACUUUUACUAUGUGGAUAAACUUAAUUUAUGGUUGCAUGUACUGGCAUUGGUUGAUCUUUUACCCAAGCUGCUUAGUCUUAUUGAUAAUAAUGCGGUGAUUAAAGCCAUUGCUAAAUUAACUGAUGAACAAAUUUUGAAGUUACUUCGUGAGGAUAAACAAGUUUUGCUUGAAUAUUAUUUGACAAGAGAACUGACAGAAUUACAUAGAAAGGAACUUUCUUAUUUGUUUGAGAAUCAAAAUGGUGAGAGUACCAACAUUUCUCAAUAUAAAGAUCAAUUAACCGACGAAGAGAUUUCACAAAAUGAAGAAUAUCACAAGUUGACAUCACAAUUCAAGUUUGGUAAGCCUGGAAGUAGACCUUUAUUUAAUUAUGAAACCAUUGACAGGUUACGUAAUAAGGAUGAAGCCAGUCAAGCAAGAAAGGUUCGGUUAAUGAAGGAAUUUGAAGAACGAUUUGCUGCGGGUAAGAAGGCUGAAGACGAAAAGAAGAAGGCCGACGAGGAAAAGAAGAAGGCCGACGAGGAAAAGAAGAAGGCCGAAGAAGAAAAGAAGAAGGCUGAUGAAGAACAAAAGAAGAAAUUGGAAGAGGAAAAGAAAAAGUUGGAGGAGGAUAAGAAGAAGUUUGAAGCGGAGAAGAAGAAGGUGAAGGAGGAAGAGGAAAGGGAAAAGGAGAAGGAAAAGAAGAAUUAGGUUUAGAGAAAAGUUUUAGAUCAAGC